AUGGACGACGGAAAUACGAUAACGACAAGACUUCUGACGUUACUGAAUGUGUCCGCAACAAAAGCCGGGAAACGAAAGCGGACGUACGAAGAUGAGCUCCUAGUUGGCGAGAAGUUAAACAAACGCAAGUCCAUACAGUUCGACGACGUUGGGAAGGAAAAUAACGCUGCGAUCUCUGAGGAUUCGGAUUUGGCUGAUAAGUCAGAAAAAGAUGCAGUACAGGAGAAUGAAAACGGUGCAGAGGAGGAGGAUGAAGAGGCGGAACAGAUGGAUAACAUGGAUUCCGAAGAUCCCAAAGACCUCUACGAGGCUCACUUUGGAGUGAAGCCUGUUGACCUGACAGCUAAGUCAAGGGCUUCUGUUGAUGAAUGCCUAUGGUCAGAUUCACAGACGAAACUGGGGAGGAUAGGAUCAGCGAUCUUGUCAGUGCCCGAGGGGUCACAAAAUCUAGUCUUGAACGGGACGAAUAUCUUGGAGAGACUAGCUACACCGUUUCAAUCCCGUCAGGCUCAGCAGCCCAAAGAGCACACCGAAUACCAAAACGAUCUACUGUCUGCUUUGGCAACACACCGAGAUCUGUACUUGACGUCGUCUCCUUCGGAAUUCUAUAAAAGUGGCAGGGAAGCGAUAUCUCUGCACGCCAUCAACCAUGUUACCAAAAAACGGCGGCGAGUACUGAAAAAUAACGAACGUCUGGCUCACGCCGCAAAAUCAAAAUUAGACGCACCUGAAGAUGUCCAAGACCAAGGAUUCACUCGUCCUUCUGUCCUGCUACUCGUCCCUUUUCGUUCUUCAGCAGUUCGCUGGUUCCACGCUAUCACCUCCCAUACACCACCUCCUUCCUUCCAAAUCGAGAAUCAAGCGCGGUUCCUCUCUGAAUAUGGGUUGCCACCAGGUGCUAUAGAUAAAAUCGCUUCAGCUGAGCCUGGAACCUACCCUCAAGACCAUGUCGAAACCUUCGAAGGCAACGUUGACGAUAACUUCAGAAUUGGAAUCAAAUUAACAAGGAAAAGUGUCAAAAUGUUUUCCGAGUUCUACGGCAGCGACAUAAUAAUUGCCAGUCCCCUCGCCUUGAGAAUUUCGAUAGAGAAAGAAGAGAAAGACGAUUUCUUAUCGUCUAUCGAAAUGGUAGUUGUCGAUCAGAUGGAUAGUCUGAUGAUGCAAAAUUGGGAUCAUAUCCAGUUCAUAUUUUCUCGACUCAACAAACUUCCAAAAGAAUCGCACGAUACAGACUUCUCUCGUGUAAAGCCAUGGUAUCUUGAUGGACAUGCUGCUUACCUGCGACAGACCAUCCUCAUGUCUGCGUUCGAAACACCAGAAACCCGGUUUCUAUACAACUCUAGCUUGAAAAACGUUUCCGGCCGACUCAGAGUCGAGACGCGGUAUUUGCCCAUUGCAAUACCAGAUGGCAUCGAUCAGAAUUUUAUUCAUUUCGACUGCCCAAACCCGAAGGAAGAGAGCGAUAGGCGAUUCAACUAUUUUACGACUCAACUCCUUCCCACGGUGCUCAAGUCUGCUGUCCAGAGCGCGAAUACCGUCAUCUUCAUCCCCUCGUCGUUCGAUUUUAUUCGGGUCCACAAUUACUUCAGAAAGAAUGCCGGUGUGACAUUCAGCGUUCUCUCAGAGUACUCUUCAAAUGCAGAUAUUUCGCGUGCUCGUCAAGCCUUUUUCUCGGGAAAGUCGGCCUUCUUGCUCAUUAGCGAACGUUUUCAUUAUUACCGCCGCUAUAAGAUUCGAGGCAUUCGUAAUCUCAUAUUCUAUGGGCCGCCUGAUCACCCUCAAUAUUUUACUGAACUCCUGUCUUACCCCUUCCUCGAUGACGGCGUGGAAGCCUCAGAUGUGACGUGCCGUGUCCUUUACAACAAGUACGAUUGGUUCCGCUUGGAACGUGUCACCGGUACCGAGGCCGCCUUGGAACUUAUCAAGAGUUGA
Molecule: messenger RNA, 1932 nt
Organism: Pleurotus ostreatus (oyster mushroom)
Lineage: Eukaryota; Fungi; Basidiomycota; Agaricomycetes; Agaricales; Pleurotaceae
Gene: UTP25
Product: rRNA-binding ribosome biosynthesis protein utp25
Exons: 12
Coding region: 1-1932 (643 amino acids)
Biological process (GO): maturation of SSU-rRNA from tricistronic rRNA transcript (SSU-rRNA, 5.8S rRNA, LSU-rRNA)
Cellular component (GO): nucleolus; small-subunit processome
Molecular function (GO): U3 snoRNA binding; rRNA binding
Source: RefSeq, a predicted model, not a curated record